CAGGGACUGGCCGUAGUUGUGUUCGUGGAGAUUGUUUUCGCAGUUGGUCGUCAUGGCCUUUGCGCCCAGGGGGCCUAAGGCCUCGUUCUUCGAUGUGUUGGACCAGCACCGGGCUUCCCUGCUGGCCUCCCUGAGGAGAGGCGGAGGGGAGCCGGCGGGCGGGGGGACACGCCUGGCCUCUAGAUUUGAAGAUUCUGUGGGCCUUCACAUGGUAUCUCAUUGUACCACAAGAAAAAUCAAAAGUGAUUCACCAAAAUCAGUUAAAAAUUUUGCACUAAUUCUUAAAAUAUUGUCCAUGAUAUAUAAAUUAGUACAGAGCAACACUUACGCAACCAAAAGAGACAUAUAUUACACUGACAGCCAACUCUUUGGUAACCAGACUGUUGUGGACAAUAUCAUCAAUGAUGUUUCCUGUAUGUUGAAAGUGCCGAGGAGGAGUCUACACAUAUUCUCUACAUCAAAAGGUUUAAUUGCUGGCAACUUAAGGUAUAUAGAGGAAGACGGCACCAAGGUGAAUUGUGCAUGUGCAACCGCUGUUGCUGUGCCAUCCAAUAUUCAAGGAAUUUGGAAUUUAAUUACAGAUGCGAAAUUUCUGUUAAUUGUAGAAAAAGAUGCGACAUUUCAGAGACUCCUGGAUGACAAUUUUUGCAACAAAAUGUCUCCGUGCAUCAUGGUUACGGGAAAGGGAGUACCUGAUCUGAACACAAGACUUUUAGUCAAGAAGCUUUGGGACACAUUUCACAUUCCUGUGUUCACUCUUGUCGAUGCUGAUCCACACGGCAUAGAAAUAAUGUGCAUCUAUAAGUAUGGCUCCAUGGCUAUGUCUUUUGAAGCACAUAAUCUCACAGUUCCAGCUAUUAGAUGGCUUGGUCUCCUCCCUUCUGAUAUCAAAAGACUAAAUAUACCAAAAGGUACUUUAAUUCCACUGACAAAACGAGACCAAAUGAAACUUGACAGCAUUCUAAAGAGACCUUAUGUUGCUUGCCAACCAUUUUGGAGAAAAGAAAUGGAAAUCAUGGCAGACUCUAAAAUGAAGGCAGAGAUUCAAGCUUUGACCUUCCUCUCAUCAGAUUAUCUUUCCAGAGUGUACUUACCCAACAAAUUAAAAUUUGGAGGUUGGAUAUAAAAAUAUAUCAGACUAUAUCUUGUGAUUGCAAGAGGCUUUCCAUGAGUUUUGUUUGCAGCAGUAGAUACUGUUGUGGAAAGAAUGUGUAUGCUUAAUUUUAUAGAGAGAAAAUAAAAUAAUUUUCCAUUGUAUUUUUUUAAAUGUUGUACUCUAACUUUCUUUAGAAGGCUUUAUUUUAUCCCUCUUUGUAGAGAGUUGCUUCUAUCCCAUGUUCUAAAGUUAAUCGUAGAAGAGUGUGUGUAAUUUUGACUUUUACAUUGUAUUUUAGAAAAUUAUUCUACACGUCAUCAAAGUCUACAGAUAUAUUUUAUCUACUUUCUACAUACAAUUAAUGUUAAGGCAUGAAGUAUCUUAUUAAUAACAAAAAAAUGAUAGCCUAAACUUGACAGGUUGCAAAUGAAUUAUAGUGUCUUUUUUUUUUUUUUUUUUUUUUUUUUUUUGUCUUUUUGCCAUUUCUUGGGCUGCUCCCGCAGCAUAUGGAGGUUCCCAGGCUAGGGGUCCAAUCGGAGCUGUAGCUGCCAGCCUGUGCCAGAGGCACAGCAACGUGGGAUCCGAGCCGCAUCUGCAACCUACACCACAGCUCACGGCAACGCCGGAUCGUUAACCCACUGAGCAAGGGCAGGGAUCGAACCCGCAACCUCAUGGUUCCUAGUCGGAUUCGUUAACCACUGCGCCACGACGGGAACUCCAUAGUGUCUUCUUAAUUUCAACCAUUGCAGCAGUUUCUUCUUUACUACAUUUUUCUUUGCCUUCGUAGUAUCGGGGUCAUACCACAUUCACUCACCGAGACAAUCAGUAAUGUUUAUUAUGAAUAAAUAUUUGGGCUGAUGUCG
Molecule: messenger RNA, 1959 nt
Organism: Sus scrofa (pig)
Lineage: Eukaryota; Metazoa; Chordata; Mammalia; Artiodactyla; Suidae
Gene: SPO11
Product: SPO11 initiator of meiotic double strand breaks
Biological process (GO): reciprocal meiotic recombination; meiotic DNA double-strand break processing; meiotic DNA double-strand break formation
Cellular component (GO): nuclear chromosome
Molecular function (GO): DNA binding; DNA topoisomerase type II (double strand cut, ATP-hydrolyzing) activity; ATP binding
Source: RefSeq, marked provisional